Messenger RNA from Dioscorea cayenensis subsp. rotundata (Guinea yam), 2521 nucleotides. Its product is annotated as pre-rRNA-processing protein ESF1. The transcript is spliced from 7 exons. The coding region runs from base 279 to 2390 and encodes 703 amino acids. Lineage: Eukaryota; Viridiplantae; Streptophyta; Magnoliopsida; Dioscoreales; Dioscoreaceae. Gene Ontology annotation, biological process: rRNA processing. Gene Ontology annotation, molecular function: RNA binding. The record is from RefSeq and is a predicted model, not a curated record. Gene Ontology annotation, cellular component: nucleus.
AAUAUACUCCCCAAUUCAAUGGUUUAGAAACCCUAGACGUCACCGCGCGCUUGCUGCCUUCGCGAGUGCUGUCUUCCUGCUCAUCGUCUCCGGCGGCCCUCUCCAGUCUCACCGUCGCCGUCUCUCGUCACCUUUCUCUCGGCGCUCUUUGCCUUUCUGAUCACGAGCCACCUCCACUGUCUCCGGUCGUACCGAGCUCGAAAACCUCCCUCAAAAAUACGAUUUUGUUUGUAUUUGUGAGAGCUUUAGUGCCAAUCUCUUUGUCGCUUGAAUCCGCCAUGAAACCAUUCCUAAAUCUCGCGAAGAAGCGGAAGAAGAAAGAUAAGCCUGAGAAGCAACGCCCGGAUCGAGAGGACGACUCUCAGAAGCCAACAAUGGAGUCCUUAGAUCGUUCCCAAGACGCCGUAACGAAAAUCCAGAAGAAGAAGAAGAAGAAGCAGAAGGUGGAGCGAGAACAUGGCGAGAAGAAGAAAGAGAGGAAAAAUAAGGACGUAAUCACGGAUGAGAGAUUUGCAUCUAUGCACUACGACCCGAGGUUCCAGAGGAUGCCCAAGAAGGAAGCGAAGGUGGUGGUGGACUCGCGCUUUUCGAGUAUGUUCACUGAUGAGAAUUUCGCGAAGUCUUCCGCGCCAGUGGAUAAGCGGGGCAGGAAGAGGAAAGGCAAGGGUGUUAAUCCGUUGCUGCAUUACUAUCUCCAAGAGGAGGAGCCGAAGGUCAAGGAAGAAGAUGAAAGAGAAAGCAGCGAAGAGGAAUUUGAGAAGCCAGAAAGUGUAGAUCAUGAGAGUUCUUCAACCGGUGAGGAUGAUGAUGACGAUGAUGAGUACUCAGUGGAUAGUGAAAUAUGUCGGUAUUUAACAGCUAACCUUGAGGGUGCACCACAAAUUGAAAAUGAAACUCAUAGGUUGGCUGUUAUGAACAUGGAUUGGGAUCAUAUCAAGGCGGUGGAUAUAUAUGUUGUGAUGAAUUCAUGUCUACCAAAAGGGGGGGAAAUUUUGUCAGUGGCUGUUUAUCCAUCCGAGUUUGGUCUCAAGUGCAUGGAAAUAGAAGCAGUUCAUGGACCAUCUGCUCUUAUCGACUCCAAUGAAGGAGAGAGUGAUGAUGAAGCUGAGAUUGACAAUGAAAGAUUGCGUGUUUAUGAAUUGAAUAGGCUAAGGUAUUACUAUGCCGUUGUAGUUUGUGAUUCAAGUGCUACUGCAAACCACAUAUAUAAAACACUCGAUGGCACUGAGCUUUUAAAGACAUCCAAUGUGUUUGAUUUGAGGUUCAUUCCUGACUCAAUGGAGUUCAAGCAUCCUCCUCGUGAAAUCACCAUCGAGGCACCAACAAGCUAUAAGGAGCCAGAAUUCCAUACCCGUGCUUUGCAGCAUAGCAAAGUCAAACUUUCUUGGGAGGAAGAUGAACCACAACGCACAAAGUUAUUGAGAAGAAAGUGCAAUCCCAACCAGCUGGAUGAAUUCAAAGACUAUCUCGCUUCCACUGAUGAAGAUAGUGAUGAGGAUGAUGAAGAACAUGGUGCUGGUGGGAAUGGUGAAGCCAAAAGACUAUUGGAAAUAGAGAAAUUCCGUGCUCUUUUGCAGUCCAAGUCAGGCAAUGGAUCAGAUUCAGAUUCAGAUAAAGAUGAUGGCAAAGACAUGGAGAUAACCUUCAAUACAGGUCUGGAGGAUCUAAGCAAGCGCAUUCUGGAGAAAAGAGACAAGAAGUCUGAGACUGUCUGGGAGACGGUUCUUAGGAAAAGAAAGGAAAAGAAAGCAGCGAGGAAGAAGAGAUCCAAAUACUCUUCUGAUGAUGAAAGCAGUGAUUUUGAUGCUCAAGAAACUGAUGAACAGCCUGAUGAUUUCUUUAUGGAAGAAGAACUCAUGGAUGUUGAUGCCAAUGCCAGUGAGAAACACGUUAAGGUGUCAAAGAAAGGCGGUAAAAAUAAGCAAGGAAGGAAAGAACAGACUCCGGAAUUGGCAAAGGAACGAGAAGCGAGUAAAGCAGAACUUGAGUUACUGUUUGCUGAGGACCAAGGUGCCGAUAGUGCUCCGAAGGGCUACAAUCUAAAACCUAAGAAGAAGGUCAAAGGGAAGAAAGGGAAGAAGGAAGAGCUUAUUGAUGAUAAGUUACCUACUAUUGAUUACAGUGAAGACCCACGUUUCUCAGCUAUGUUGAAUAAUCCUAUGUUUGCGUUGGACCCAACCGAUCCUCAAUACAAAAGGAGUGCGCCCUAUGCACGGCAAAAACUACAGAAACAGAGCAAGGUGGAUAUGAAGGACUCGAUUGUUGAAGAAGUUCCUAUCCGGAAAGAAGAUGAAGUUUCUCUCCCAUCUUCGCGGAAAAAAGAGUAUGAAUUCUCGGCAACAGUUAGAUCUCUCAAGAGAAACAUCGGCACCUUUAAGAAACAACGUUAAAUUAAAUGUUGUUCACACUGAAAAUUUUGUUGUACUUUUUUGGUUGUGAUUGUCUAGAGUCUCUGGACAACAUUUUUGUGCAUUGUGACUUGAAAAUUUUCCACCAAAAUGAUGAUCCAUAAAUGAAUUAA